Messenger RNA from Macrosteles quadrilineatus (aster leafhopper), 1078 nucleotides. RefSeq names its product density-regulated protein homolog (gene DENR). NCBI's taxonomy places the organism in Eukaryota, Metazoa, Arthropoda, Insecta, Hemiptera, Cicadellidae. The record is from RefSeq and is a predicted model, not a curated record. Gene Ontology annotation, biological process: formation of translation preinitiation complex; translation reinitiation. The transcript is spliced from 3 exons. Gene Ontology annotation, molecular function: mRNA binding; translation initiation factor activity. Bases 441 to 986 code for a protein of 181 amino acids.
GUUUUGGGUUAGGUUAUGACUUUGAUAUUGUGAUUGUGAAUUAAUAUUAUGCUUAAUUCCUGACAACUCAUAAGUGGUCAAUUAAUUGAGUGUCAUAUUAACCUACGAUUUCUUUUCUUUUCAACAUUAUAUAACUUGAUGUAGGCCUUGUAACUUGCUUAAGUUUUAUGCUUCUUCAGUCUGCAUUGUCUGUUUGUUAACUAUUUUCGAUCUUCUGAUUCUUCUGAAGUUUUGUUUAAGCCUAUGCCCCCUGUAGCCUAAGUUAGGCCUAGCUAGUUCCUUGCAGUUUAAUGAAUCACUUAAGUUUUGCUGUGAAUUAGCUAGGCCUAGAUAGCCUAAAAAACUUAAAAGGCCUUAGCCUAAAAAACUUAAAAGGCCUUCAGAUCAUCGUAGGCCUAGCCAGCCUCCCUGCUACUUGGCUGGAAGCAAAGGAACUCAAUAUGACAGAAAAUGUGCGUGUUCUGCCAACUGGUCCUCUAUCAGAUGUUUCAUAUCCUAUUCAAGUAAUUUACUGUGGAAACUGCUCUUUGCCAAUAGAAUAUUGUGAAUAUCACCCUGAUUAUGAAAAAUGUAAGCAGUGGCUUGAACAGAACUUGCCUGAUGAGUUUGAGAAGUGUGUUAAACUUUCUGGGGGUGUUGGAGAUGACGACGGUGGAGAAGAAAAGAAAAGACAAAAACGAGGAGGUAAAGGAAUGGUGAAAGCCAAGAAAAAAGAAGAUGUUCCUAAACAAGUUUGCGUAUCUCGAGCUCCAAGAGGAAAAAAGAAGUCUGUAACUGUAGUGACAGGCCUUAGUUCAUUUGGAAUAGAUUUGAAAGUUGCAUCCAAAUUCUUUGGCACAAAGUUUGCUUGUGGUUCAUCUGUGACUGGUGAUGAUGAAAUAGUGAUACAAGGUGAUGUGAAAGAUGACCUAUUUGAUGUAAUACCAGAAAAAUGGCCAGAAAUCGAUGAGGACUUUAUUGAAGAUUUGGGUGAUCUGAAGAGGUGAAAAGUGUAUUAUUUUGAUCUGUGAAAUUGUUUAUCAAAACUAAUUUUCACUAUUUGUCUAUACAAAAUAAAUUGUACAUAUAAAAAUGUCAA